AGCACCCGCACAGCCGACAUAUCAGUGGAGACGCUGUGCGAGAACCUGUUUGCGAGCGUUUGACAGCGCUGUCUAGUCCCAGACACGGCCCGCUACAUAUGUAACCGCUGGCCGUCGUGCAGCUCCGCCCCCGACGCACUGCACUCCCUCCCCUACCAUGCCCGGCACCACACCAAGCGGCGCUGCGCGCGCCGACGAGGAAACCCCGCUGCUCGGCGGCGUCGCGAAAACCUCGGGCCCGACGCGCAUCCGUGCCCACUUCACCAAUGAUGUCAGCCGUAACUGGGCGGACGCGGUGCUGCUGUUUGGCUACAUCAUCACGGGGCUGCUGGACAGCUCGGCCGUGUUCAUCUGGGGCAGUUUCGUCAGCAUGCAGACGGGAAACACUGUUUACCUAGGGCUGGGCAUCGUUGCGCCUCACGAGGGCAUCAGAUGGGUCAAGGCACUCACGUCGAUUGUGUCGUUCUGCCUUGGUUCGUUCGUUUUUGCGCGCUUCCACCGCUUCUUCUCGCCCAAGAAGCGCUGGGUGCUUAUUGCAAGUUAUUCGGCACAGCUGCUGCUGAUUGUCCUGGCUGCAGUUAUUGUCACCGUCGGCGAUGCCGUGAAAGAAGAGCUGCACUGGCAGGUCCUUGUUCCCCUGGCCGCUGUUGCGUUCCAGUCGAGUGGACAAGCGGUGACGUCACGCGCAUUGCAGUUCAACGGACUGACUAGUGUUGUUCUGACGAGCAAUUACUGCGAUUUGUUCUCUGACCCUAAGCUGUUUGCUUUGGACAAUGUUGAAAGGAACAGGAGGAUUGGUGCUCCCGUGUUGCUGUUGCUGGGUGCCUGUAUUGGAGGGCUGUGGGCACACAGCGGUGUCGGCCUUGCUGGAGCACUAUGGACUGCGGUAGGAUUGAAGCUCCUUAUCGUCGUUGCGUGGUUGUUCUGGACAGGAGAGAAGGACGAGGAGUAGUAGCAGUCCCGGUUGGCCAAUGCUGUCUCACUUAGCAAUAUAUCUUCAAUGCCACAAUAUCCAGAUACUCCUGUUUUCCACUAUUAGAUAAGGUGGGGCUGUAAAUGGAGAUACGGGGUGCAGAAGUGGAGGUUUUGAGGAACCACGAGAGGGGAGGGAAGCCAUAAAUGGGAUGAGA
Molecule: messenger RNA, 1130 nt
Organism: Boeremia exigua
Lineage: Eukaryota; Fungi; Ascomycota; Dothideomycetes; Pleosporales; Didymellaceae
Exons: 2
Coding region: 158-952 (264 amino acids)
Source: RefSeq, a predicted model, not a curated record